Entrophospora candida is the source of this 483-nucleotide messenger RNA. The record is from the annotation of a GenBank genome assembly. Lineage: Eukaryota; Fungi; Glomeromycota; Glomeromycetes; Entrophosporales; Entrophosporaceae.
AUGGAUAUAAAAACACUUCUUAAUAAGGAAGAACUACCAACGAGUCCGACCUCAUCGUCAAGUAGUGAUUCUACUGACUCGGAUCAAAUCGUUGAGAAUGAUCGACCAUACGAUUGUAAUUGGCAAAAUUGUUUAAAAGCUUUUUCGAGAAGAUCGGACCUAGCGAGACAUCGAAGAAUUCAUACCGGAGAACGUCCAUACCAUUGUGAGUGGCCUGAUUGUGGGAAACAAUUCAUUCAGCGGUCCGCUUUGACGGUUCACUUUCGUACUCACACCGGCGAGCGACCCCACGUAUGCGAAUAUCAAAAUUGCAAAAAAUCUUUUAGUGAUUCAUCCUCAUUGGCGCGACACAGGCGAACACAUACUGGUAAAAGACCUUAUGUAUGUCCACAUAUUGCAUGUGGAAAAACUUUUACUCGGCGCACUACUCUUACAAGGCACCAACGAGCGCAUAAUCCACACUGGAAAGAAUAUAACAAGUAA